GCCUCUCCUCCAUUAUCCACACCCUGUCUUUUUGCGUCGGUUGGGACGUACGUAACAAAGCUCGUUUUUUUAACAAAGAGGAAGAGUUUGUGCCGAUUUUUAGAGGUCUCUUCCUCCUAAUUUUUCAUCAAAAACAAAGCUUCUGAGUUCUGAGAGAAGAUGUUGGAAGGCAAGGGGAUGAUCCAAGACACAGACAUGCCAUUGGAGAUGCAGCUCCAAGCCAUGUCCUCCGCCAGCGAAGCUCUCGACCUCUUCGACGUCUUGGAUUGCAGGAACAUCGCCGGCCACAUCAAGAAGGAAUUUGAUGUGGUGUAUGGACCUGGAUGGCAGUGCGUUGUGGGAUCAAAUUUUGGGUGUUUUUUUACACACUCUAAGGGGACCUUCAUCUACUUCUGCUUGGAGUCUCUCAAGUUUCUCAUCUUUAAAGGAGCUUCUGCAUAGUUUGAACCAUUGCAUACUGGAGAGUGGAAUCUACUGUAGAUAGCACUUUUCUCCUUCGAAAUACUGAAUUAUAUUCAGACUUGAUACGAUCAAACUUCAAAUGUUUCUUAGAAUUCACAUGGUGGAAAGAUCUGUAAACUUGUGACUACGCAUGUAAAAGAAAGGUUUGGCAUACCAAACCAUCGUUUCAAUGAAACUUGGGGUUAAGUGAUAAA
Zingiber officinale is the source of this 656-nucleotide messenger RNA. Its product is annotated as dynein light chain LC6, flagellar outer arm-like. Gene Ontology annotation, biological process: microtubule-based process. Gene Ontology annotation, cellular component: dynein complex. The record is from RefSeq and is a predicted model, not a curated record. Gene Ontology annotation, molecular function: dynein intermediate chain binding; dynein light intermediate chain binding. The coding region runs from base 160 to 441 and encodes 93 amino acids. NCBI's taxonomy places the organism in Eukaryota, Viridiplantae, Streptophyta, Magnoliopsida, Zingiberales, Zingiberaceae. The transcript is spliced from 2 exons.